UUGGGUUUCCGCCGCGGCAAUCGUAUCGAUAGACGGUUGCUCGAUCCUCGAGCCUCUGAAAGGCGGGUGGCUGCGGGGGUGGUGGAAGGCGAGACAAAGAACGAAAGUGAAACGACGAGAAAGAUGCAAUCGUAACGAACUACGUAUAAAGAAGGCCCGAUAGUCAGGCAUGCGACAUUUUUUCAUUGUUCACCGACAAACGAUCACCGAAACCGGAACAGACCAUGGUAUCGCGCCACGUUUCCGCCACGUUUCUCGCCUCUCUCGUAUUUUCCGCCGCCUUUGUCAAUUGCGCCUCCAAGGAAUAUAAUAAUUUCGCUGAUGUCCCUUGCGGCCAAAGAAAUAUCGGCAUACGCACGGCGAAACUAGUCGGGGGACAAAACGCGAUACCACACGAGUUUCCUUGGAUGGUGAGCAUCAGCAGAAAAGGAGGACACUUCUGCGGUGGUACCAUACUUAACUCGAAAUACGUCUUGACUGCGGCCCAUUGCCUAUGUUCAUCCACUUCUGUAAUUCCAACCAAUCAAUUACGGAUCAGCCUUGGCGAGUAUAAUUUAAAAGGACCGGAAAUUCCAGCAUCAAAAGAAGAAAGAGUGGUGAACGCUAUUCUACAUCCUGGUCAUAAGUGCGGAAAAUACGCGGACGAUAUCGCCAUUCUAGAACUUGCAAGGCCGAUCAUUUGGUCGGAGAGUGUGAAACCUGCUUGUUUACCUGUGGCCACAGGAAAACCAGGAUACAGUACCUUCAACGGAGAACUCGCCAAGGCCGCUGGAUGGGGGUGGUUCGGCGAAGACAGAUCCAAAUAUAAACGAGCAGAUGUAUUACAAAAAGUGGAAGUUCGCGUGAUCGAGAACAAUAUAUGUCGUGAAUGGUAUGCUAGUCAAGGAAAGUCAACCCGUGUAGAAUCAAAGCAAAUGUGUGCCGGCCACGAAGAAGGUGGUCGCGAUUCUUGUUGGGGUGAUAGUGGUGGACCACUGAUGAUCACAAGUCAUCUUAAUGGUAAUGUAAUGGUUGUAGGAAUAGUUUCAUCCGGAGUAGGAUGUGCACGGCCACGACUUCCAGGCGUGUAUACUCGAGUUUCAGAAUAUAUAUCUUGGAUUACGCAACAUAUCCUAUGA
This is a messenger RNA of Apis mellifera (honey bee), 1118 nucleotides long. RefSeq names its product transmembrane protease serine 9. Lineage: Eukaryota; Metazoa; Arthropoda; Insecta; Hymenoptera; Apidae. The record is from RefSeq and is a predicted model, not a curated record. Gene Ontology annotation, molecular function: serine-type endopeptidase activity. Gene Ontology annotation, biological process: proteolysis. The coding region runs from base 225 to 1118 and encodes 297 amino acids. The transcript is spliced from 5 exons.